This is a messenger RNA of Blumeria graminis f. sp. triticale, 2385 nucleotides long. NCBI's taxonomy places the organism in Eukaryota, Fungi, Ascomycota, Leotiomycetes, Helotiales, Erysiphaceae. The record is from the annotation of a GenBank genome assembly.
AUGGCGAUGAGAAUGCUAUGGCUUUUACAUCCCGAAACUGAUACCAAUGCAAAUUCAUCUACACCCAGAGACUUGAACGCCACUCCUACUCAACUCUUCCCGGUGAAAAACGGGGUAUCCAAUCUUCAAUAUCACGGUAAUGCAAUUAUUGGCUUAAGUUUGCUAGCCACGGCACUACUUCUCGCUGCAAGCCUCUUUAGUGGACUAAUAUUGGUUCAAUACGGCAUAGAAUUAUCAUGGCUACAAGUAAGAGAUGGAUCCAGAUCUGAAACUAAGAAAGAAGAUAAUUACGCUAUCACUUGUUUGAGAAAGCACAGAACUUGGAUGCUUUGCUCCCUAAUCAUAUGUACAGUGGCAUGCUCCGAAUGUAUGCCAAUCAUACUACAGGCCAUCUUUCCAGGUCCAUCAUGGGCCAUGGUUCUAGUCUCAACAACACUCGUGACCAUAUUUGUCGAAAUAAUACCUCGAUGUCUAUUACCAAGACGUUUUUUACGAUGUGGCUAUCAACUUUGGCCAAUUAUAUGGACGUGUAUGUUAGUGACUGCCAUCGACAGAAUAAUAUUUACAAAUAGCGAGCUCGAAUCUAUUAUCAACUAUCAUGAUAGAUCAGAGAAAAAUGGAGGACGACUUGGGCGCGAUGCUUCGCGCAUCAUGUUAGGUGCCUUACAGCUGGAUUCUCAAUUGAUUGGGUAUAAAGUGUCGGGAAGCCAAAAUUUAUACUGUACAGAUACGCAGGGGGAUCUUGAGAAAGAAAUGUCUUCUGACUCAAUCAGCAUAUCUACUAACUGGACUAUGGUCAAAAUGGUCUACAUUGAUGAGGUAGUCGACGAAGAUUUUAUCAAAAAAAUUAAAAGCUGGCCAUUUAGUCGACUUCCUGUUGUAGGGAUAUCGCACAAAGAACAUCAGAAAAAUACCUUCCUAGGACAGCGAAAUAAAAUUCAAGUUUUUGGAUAUCUCCACGUCAAGUAUCUUAUUGGCUGCGAUAUUUCUGAAAGGUGUGGGAACCGCAAACUCCUGGUCAAAGACUUACCAGUCUAUCCUCUUCCUAUUGUUCAAGAAAAUCUACCAAUCUAUGACCUCUUGAACCUCUUUCAGUCGGGAAUCUCUAGAAUGGCAUUACUUGUACCCACCCGAAAAAAAAAGGCCUGGACAGAUCUUGGAGGACAAAUUUUGUCAUCGACAACCUCACAUCCGGUGCUGUUAACAUGUACUAAACCUAUACAUAAUGGGGCAACAGUAAAUUCUAUGCUACAAAUAGAUGAAACGAUGCGUGAUAAUGAAGGUAAAACAUCCGCGCCCAAGGCCGCAAAUAAUCAAGGUGCACAGAUCCUGGACCUAUUUAGAAAUGAAGAGGCACAACCACUAGGAAUCAUAACAUUCGAGAAUUUAAUCAAUGUCAUCUUCAAAAAGUUAAGCCAUGAUGAAAAAAAAAAAAUUAUACGAAGCGUAGAUGUUUGCCACGACAAUGAACGAGGGGUUAAAAAUUUAGACGACAUUGCUACCCCUAGCUCGUGUGAACCACUAACAGUAGCCAAAAGUAGUCCUUUGAGAAAUUGGAAGGGAAAUCAGAGGGAAGAUGCGAGGAAUACGGAUGGUGCUGACGAGCGAGUUUUCGAUCAACCUCGCUCAUGCGGCAUAACCAUGAAAACGGUUCGAAGAAUCCUUGCAGGAAGCUCGUACUCCAUAGAUAGUCGAGGCUGUUUUCGUAACUUGAGCAAUUCGACUGAAGGAAAGGUCGAUUUGCCGCUUGGCCGUGCAGCUAUUUCAUCGAACGUCGAUCCGAACGAAGUUACUACUUGCCCAUAUGCUUUAGAAAAACCAAGCACUCAGCCUGUGAGGAAAAUUUCCUUGGAAACUUCCAAAAAUCUCUCCCAACAUUUUGAUACAACCUCGACAAUCCCUAGGCGUUCCCGACGCCAACCGGCGACACUAUGCUCUCUCCAGACCGACUCGAGCUAUGAAACUGCGAAAGACCAAAUCUUUUGUGGAGAAAAUUUAUCCAAGCGGUAUAAGUACAAAAGGCUACUGCGCCUGAGUGUUUCAGAUUCAAGAGAUGGCAAUAUUUUUCCGAGAAAGUUGAAUGAGGCGGUUUUUGAUCGGAACAAGUUCCUCGACCAAGCUAUUUUUCUUAAUAGUCGGCAGAAUUACAAGAGCCAUUCUCAUGCGGGAUCAUCUGGGACAAAGAGUAAGGAAAAUGUAAUUAUUUUUAAUGGCAUAAAGACGAUGCCACGAUUAAUAGGAAAUAGUAUCAUGGUAGCUCAUGGCCGAGAAAGUACCUACCGGGAUGAUAGAUCUCUUUUACCGAGUCAAAUCAGAUCUUUAAAUAUCAACAUUGGCCAGAGAAUAGGGUAUGGGACAUCCAGGAGUACCAGUUUCUAUGUCUAA